Molecule: messenger RNA, 1566 nt
Organism: Xyrauchen texanus (razorback sucker)
Lineage: Eukaryota; Metazoa; Chordata; Actinopteri; Cypriniformes; Catostomidae
Gene: lhpp
Product: phospholysine phosphohistidine inorganic pyrophosphate phosphatase
Biological process (GO): dephosphorylation
Cellular component (GO): cytosol
Molecular function (GO): inorganic diphosphate phosphatase activity; phosphatase activity
Source: RefSeq, a predicted model, not a curated record
GCAAUAUAGCCAUUUCGUGUGUAGUGUGCAAAUAAAGCGAGUAAAUAAAUCAUCUGACAGCACUUUUAACAAAACAAUCAAAAUGCGCACUUCCUGUAGGAAGAGACGAACGUCAAUUCCCAGAAGGCCCGGUUGGUGCGCAUGCGCAGACGCGUGUUCAGCAUGGCUGCAGUCAGCAGUAUGGAGUGUGUGAAGAGUGUUAAAGGAGUGAUUUUAGACAUGUGUGGAGUUCUGUAUGACAGCGGAGAGGGUGGAGGACAUCCAAUACACGGAUCUGUGCAAGCAGUGAAGAGGUUAAUGGAUUCUGGUCUAAUCGUUCGGUUCUGCACUAAUGAGACUCAGAACACACGCGAGAAGUUCGUGCAGAAGUUGCAGCGGAUGGGCUUUGACAUCAACGUGAGUCACGUGUUCUCACCUGCGCCUGCGCUCAUCCACAUCCUGAGAGAGAGAGGACUAAAGCCACACCUGCUGGUGCACGACGAUCUGCUGCCAGAGUUUGACGCUGUUGAUGGGAGUUCUGCAAACUGUGUUGUAAUCGGAGACGCUGCAGAAAACUUUUCCUACCAUAAUCUGAAUGAAGCGUUUCGUGUUCUGAUUGGACUGGAGAAGCCGCUGCUGUUCUCACUGGGUCGAGGACGCUACUAUAAGGAGACAGACGGACUGAAGCUGGACGUGGGCGUGUUUAUGAAAGCUUUGGAGUAUGCGUGUGAUAUUGAAGCUGAGGUCGUCGGAAAACCAGCACCAGGAUUCUUCCAGAGUGUGUUGAGUGACAUGAAGCUCCAGCCACAUGAGGUGGUGAUGAUCGGUGAUGAUCUGGUGAAUGAUGUCGGUGGUGCUCAGUUUUGUGGUAUGAAGGGAGUUCAAGUCAGAACCGGGAAAUUCAGGCCGAGCGAUGACAAUCACCCGCACGUGAAAGCAGACGCAUGCGCGGACAACCUCGCCGCCGCCGUGGACGCCAUACUGACACAGCGAUCCGUCAAUAACUGAUCUGAGAUCUGAGAUUAAUGUUUACUGUCCGUCAUGCAGCUGCACUCAUUAAAUAUGCAAACAAUAACCGGUUUAAUUCUCAAAGCUAAAGAUUUAUUAUAUUUAUUUGCAUUGUGACGUUAUAUUGAAGUAGGCGGGAUUAACCCCGAAAUAUUGGAUCUUUAAAACACUAGCAUAAAUCAACUGAAGUGGUUUAUAAUGUACAUAAUUUACAUGAUCAUGACAAUUAUACUAAUCAUCAUAUACUAAUUAGUUUCAUUAAUUUAUAUUCUUUAUGAUCUGCUGUCAGACAUCAUGAAGAUCUUGUGUGUGUUCAGGAGGAAAUCGUUGUAUAUGUAAUCUGUUAAAGAUCUGUGACAUCAUGAGAACAGUGUUAAUGUACAUGUGCAGUUACAUCAUUAAAUAAAGGAGCAACAUAUAACACUUCUCAAAAUCACACUAAUGACAUUUACAAUUAUUGUUUUUCUCCGACUCAAAUAGAAUUAUUAAAGUGCAAAUAAAUAUUCUGAUGUCAACACACACACACUCAUACACACACUCUCACACACACACACACUCACUCACUCACACACACACUCA